AUGGCUCCAUCUGUUGGGAAUACCAAUACCCCGAAGAAAGAGGAUUCAAUUGUGAACGACUCCGAGAUAUCCAAUGAUGCCGACACGAUCAAUGACUAUACCAAUAGCGCAAACAACACCCAACCCUUUUGUGCUAGCAAGGAUGAGGUACCUUUACAACAUGUUCCAAACAAAUCUCCCUUGGAACCCAUCGCCAUCUGCGGCAUGGCCGUACGUCUUCCUGGAGGCAUAAACUCACCACAAGAAUUAUGGAAGUUCUUGAUUUCCAAAGGUGAUGCUCAUGGUCCGGUACCUAAAUCGAGGUACAAUGCCUCAGCAUACUAUUCUGAAACGCCCAAGCCAGGCAGCGUCAAAUCCGAAUAUGGAUACUUUCUUGAUGAAAGUAUUGACAUUGGUUCUAUCGAUACCUCAUUUUUCAGUAUGGGAAAGUCCGAAGCAGAGCGUGUAGAUCCCCAGCAACGACAAAUGCUGGAAGUCGCCCGGGAAUGUAUAGAAGAUGCUGGUGAGACCAAGUGGAAAAGACGGCCCAUUGGUUGUUUUAUGGGCAAUUUUGGCGAGGACUGGGUCGAAAUGUUUGCGAAAGAAAACCAGCAAUAUGGCCAGCACCGAGCCACCGGCUACGGAGACUUCAUGCUGGCGAACCGUGUUUCGUAUGAGAUGGAUUUGACAGGGCCAAGCAUUGUCGUUCGUACUGGCUGCUCGGCUGCACUUGUUGCACUCCACGAAGCAUGUCUGGCACUAUCUAGGGGUGAUUGCGAAGGAGCAAUUGUCGGUGGUGCCAACCUAAUUAUGGGCCCAGGAAUGACCGCUUCGAUGUCAGAACAAGGCGUUCUCUCACCCGAUGGCUCCUGCAAGACCUUUUCUGCCAACGCAAAUGGAUAUGCUAGAGGAGAAGCAAUCUCCGCUAUUUUCAUCAAACCCCUAGCCGAUGCUCUCCGCGAUGGAAAUCCAAUUCGAUCCAUUAUUCGAGCGACAUCAUCCAUCAGCGACGGGAGAGGGACUGGCAAUGGAAUAUCCGUUCCGAAUGAUAUUGCCCAGGAGGCUAUGAUCAGACGAACGUAUGAACUUGCGGGAAUCAGUGAUUAUUCCGAAACUGCGUUCGUUGAAUGUCACGGCACUGGAACCCCCGUAGGAGACCCAAUCGAAGCUAGAGCAGUCGGUCGUGUUUUCGGUCCCUCUGGUGGUGUUAUCAUCACGUCCGUCAAACCAAAUCUCGGUCAUUCUGAAGGAGCUUCGGGCCUCACGUCACUGAUUAAGUCAGUCCUGGCUUUGGAAAAUCGCGUCAUUCCACCAAACAUCAAGCUCAACGAGCCUAACCCAAAGAUCCCAUGGGAUACUUACGGAUUAUCUGUUCCAACGGAACCGUUGAGCUGGCCCAAAGAUCGAAAAGAGCGUGUUAGUGUGAACUCUUUUGGCAUCGGAGGUACCAAUGCCCAUGUCAUUCUUGAUUCCCCUCAUAGUUUUGGUAUCUGUCCUGUUCCCGAACCGUUCAACUUGUCACCCAAAUUGCUUGUCUACUCAGCCAACAAUGUUGAAUCACUGAACAGUAUGAUCUCUAACUACAAGAAUUACAUUCAAAAGAACCCCCGCAGAGUCGGUGACCUAGCCUUUACACUAAGCAACAAAAGAGUGCACCUACCAUAUCGAGCAUUCGCAGUGAAGAACCCACUUGGUAUGCUCACAACCUCGACGCCAUACAAGUCUGGAGAACCACCUGCAGUGGUCAUGGUUUUUACCGGCCAAGGAGCUCAAUGGCCACAGAUGGGCGGCGGAUUAUUUCAUAGUUCUUCUUUUCCGGCUUUCAAGAAGACCAUCAGGUCCCUCGACGCACAUCUGCGAACACUUGAGCAUGCUCCUGAAUGGACUAUUGAAGAAGAAUUGCUUAUGGCACCCGAUAUCAGCAGGCUCGGUUUGGCUGAGCUCUCUCAGCCUGUUUGCACAGCAGUUCAAAUUGCUUUGAUUGACACUUUUGCCUCUAUUGGAGUUGAGCCUACUGCUGUAGUCGGACACUCUAGUGGCGAGGUAGCCGCUGCAUAUGCCUGCGGCGCCCUCACGGCCACUGAAGCCAUCACCGUUGCGUUCUAUCGUGGCCAGGUCACUAAGCUACUGACGAAGUCUGGGGCUAUGGCGGCUAUUGGCAUGGGAUCUGAUGAAGUACAGCAAUAUUUGCAGACUGGAGUUAUUAUUGCCUGUGAAAAUUCACCGAAGAGUGUAACAUUGGCCGGCGACGCGCAUGAGGUUGAAAUCGUUGUGGCCAGAAUCAAGGAAGCUAACCCCGAGGUCCUGGCGAGAAGACUGCAAGUCGACAAGGCAUACCAUUCUCACCACAUGGCGGAGAUAGGUGACCAGUAUCAUGAUCUUCUUCAAAAACAAAUCUCUGCAAAGAAGCCGACAAAGUUAUUUUUCAGCAGUGUUGAGAAUGGGCUGCUCACUCAAAGUAGCGAUUUUGGUCCGAAGUACUGGCAAAAGAAUUUAGAAUCCCCGGUACUCUUUAAGUCUGCUAUAUUAUCAAUCAUACAGCAUGAGAACGCAAAGAAUAUGAUGUUCCUUGAGGUCGGUCCUCACUCAGCACUUGCGGGCCCCUUGCGUCAAAUCCAGGCCCAUCACUCUGACUCAUCUCCUUAUGCAUCUGCUUUGACCCGCAACCAGCAUGACAUCGAAUCAUUCCUCACAGCUAUAGGGCAUUUGUACUCUUUUAACGCCACUGUUGACUUAGGAAAAGUAUCUUCCCAGGGCUCAACUCUGUCAGACCUCCCAAGAUACCCUUGGGAUCACUCGAAAAGAUUUUGGUAUGAAUCAAGGUUGAGCAAGGAGUGGCGUAACCGUCAACACAAAUAUCACGAUCUUCUUGGUGUUAGGGUGACAGAAAGUCUCGAUUUUGACAUUCUUUACCGAAAUCUCUUUCACCUAGACAAUGCACCAUGGAUUCGAGACCACAAGGUUGGCGAAGAUAUUGUCUUUCCUUUCGCCGGAUAUGCGGCGAUGAUUGGUGAGGCCGUAAGACAGGCUACUGGGGUAGACCAAGCAUUCAAGCUGCGCAAUGUUAUCGUCAGCACUGCCCUUGUCUUAACCGAAGGACCGCCAGUCGAGAUCAUGACGACGCUGCGCCGCCAUCGCCUGACGGAUUAUCUCGACAGCGAUUGGUGGGAAUUUACCAUUGCAUCUUAUACUGGAAGUAUCUGGACCAAGCACUGCUCCGGCGAGGCUAGAUCAUACGCCGAAGACUGUGGAGAUGCACAGAAGAGUACUCCUCUCGUGCGUAAGGUUGAUACUCGCCGAUGCUACCAGUAUAUGGCUAGGUCUGGUCUCAUUUUUGGGCCAGAAUUUCAACGUCUUAGUGACAUCCGCGCCGAUACUGUGACUCAGGAUGCCACAUCCGAGCUAAUUGCGAAGGAAACCGAUGGAGACGAUUAUCAUCUACAUCCAACGGUCAUCGAUGCUUCAUUGCAGCUGCUGAGCGUUGCUGCAUCCAAAGGGUAUGCUACGCCAGCAACCAAAAUUAUGGUUCCUACCAACAUUGAAGAAAUGUGCAUCUAUCGCUGCCACAAGGAUGUUCAAGUUCAAGCCUCUGCGUCAUACACUCCUAACGGCUCAAUAAUCGGUAGCGGUCAGUGUGUUUCUGCUGAUGGGAAAGUUGUAUUGCGCAGCUCUGGGAUCAGACUCUCUGUUAUAGAUGAGCAAGAUCCUAGCAACUCUGAGAACUCCACUGCUCGGGCAGAAUGGGGUCCUCAUAUUGACUUUUUGGACGCCAACACAUUGAUUAAGCCGGUUUCCGAAGGUGGUGACAGUAUGGGCAGCGACGUUGUCCGUAGCAAUGAAAUUCGUGCUUUGACGGAGCUAUCACACCUAUGCAUGAUCCACACAAAGCGUGCGACUGUAGAUAUGGAGACGUCCAUCAAGCACAUGCACAAAUUUCGAUCAUGGAUACAUCGUCAUCUUCAAACGGCCGAUCUGCAAGUCCUCGAACGCCUUGAUGAUGCGGUGAUCGAGCGUCGCAUAAAACGUAUUGUGCACGAACUUUCGCAAACUGCGGCUGCUGAUUUCGCGAUUGCCAUUCAAAAAAUCAACAGUCACAUCGAAAGCAUAUUCGUUGGAAAAGUUGAAGCGCUGGAUCUUCUAGUAGCAGACAAUACGCUGACUGGGAUGUAUCCCUAUAUGGAACGCUGCGAUGAAUCGAAGUUGUACAAGCACCUCACACACAGCAAACCAAAUCUCCGAGUUCUCGAGAUUGGAGCCGGAACGGGUGGAUCUACAGCAAAACUUUUGAAGCUUUUGACCCUUGAUGACAGGGCCUUGUACUCUCGAUACACAUUCACCGAUAUCUCCUCCGGCUUUUUUGUUGCCGCCAAAGAGCGUUUUGGGCUGUAUCCAAACAUUGAAUAUACCACACUCGAUAUCAGCAAGGACCCCCUUGAGCAGGGGUUCAAUGACCGUAAAUACGACCUGAUUCUGGCCACCAAUGUCAUCCACGCCACUAAAUCCCUGAACCAAAGCUUGACUAAUAUUCGGCAAUUGCUCGAACCAAACGGCCGCCUUCUCCUCACCGAGCUAACGUCAACUUCCAAAUGGGUGAAUUACAUUUGGGGACCUUUGGCUGGUUGGUGGUAUGGAGAUGCCGAUGGAAGAUCAGAAGAACCAUAUAUCAGUAUCGAGCGCUGGGAAACGGAGCUUAAGGCUGCUGGUUUCUGCGCACCUGAUGCUGCAGUUCGUGAUUCGGCAGAGCCAUAUGAAAUGUGCUCCGUCAUUGUGGCUAGACCAUCGCUUGAAAUUGUGCCCCAGAAAGCCGUUACAAUUUUGACACUUUCGGAAUCAGAAGAUGCUAAAUGCUUGCUUCUCUGUUUGGAAGCCAGGGGAUACAGUGUGAACUGUAGCACUAUUGAAAAUAUGCCUCUGCCUUCUGGCCAAGACGUGAUUGCCCUUCUUGACGAAAAAGGUCCCUACUUUGAGGAUAUAAAUGAUUCUCGUUUCAAUAUUUUCAAAACUUUGGUAGCCAGCUUGAAUGAUUGCGGUAUUCUCUGGAUCACCAGGCUUUCUCAGAUGCAAUGUCAGGAUCCACGAUUUGGCCAAAUCCAGGGUAUUGCUAGGACUAUUCGCUCGGAAUUGCUUGUUGACUUUGCCACUUGCGAAGUCGAUGAUCUCAGCUCGUCAUCUGACAAGAUCGUCGAUGUAUUUCAGCGAUUUCAGAUUCGCCAGGAGAACGACACCUUCACAACGGAGUCCGAGUAUGCCAUUGUUGAAAACACCGUGCAUGUUGGGCGUAUCCACUCAUUCCCUAUGCAAGAGGAGCUUGUUGUGUCUGAUACAACUGAUAGCAUUACUCUGCGCUCGAGUAAGCCAGGCCGUCUGAACGCGUUAUAUUGGACCCACCGGGAAAUGGCAGCGCUCAUAGAUGACAACGUGGAGAUUGAAACGUAUGCGACUGGCUUGAACUUCAAGGUAGACGACACCAGCACCUAUGAGUUUCUGCAGUGUAAUAACAAGAAUUUACAGGAUGUUUUAUGUGCUAUGGGCAUUGUUGAAGCCGUGGAUGAUGGAUUUGGUCUUGAAGCGGCUGGUGUUAUUCGUCGCAUCGGCCCCAAUGUCCAGAAUUUGAAAAUCGGUGACCGUGUCAUGCUUAUUGGUCGCGGUGGGUUUGGAACACGCGUGGUGGUAUCUGAAAAUCAUUGCGAAAUAAUUCCAGAUGGAUUGAGCUUCGAAGACGCGGCUACCAUGCCGUGCGUGUUUGCGACGUCGAUCUACUCCAUCUUCACCGUUGGAAAUCUUAAAAGGGGACAGUCUAUUCUCAUUCAUAGUGCUUGUGGGGGAGUUGGUAUUGCCACUAUUCAGCUCGCUCGGAUGGCCGGUGCCGAGAUAUAUGUGACUGUCGGCAAUGAGGACAAGGUCAAGUAUCUAAUGAAUACUUUCGGGAUCCCGAGAAACAGAAUAUUCAAUUCUCGAAACACCUCGUUUGUGGAAGACAUCAUGCGGGAGACUAAGGGAGAAGGUGUCGAUCUUGCGCUAAAUUCUCUUUCGGGCGAGCUGCUUCAUGCUACAUGGAAGUGCAUUGCAGUAUUUGGCAAGAUGGUUGAGAUUGGCAAAAGAGAUUUGAUAGGCUCUGGGAAACUUGACAUGAGUGUUUUUGAGGCUAACCGUAGCUAUUGCUGCGUCGAUUUGGAUCAGAUUUGUGUCAGGAGACCAACUGUCGUCAAAGAGCUGCUGAUAAACAUUGUUGACUUAUUGAGGGAGCGACACAUCCACCCUAUUCGACCUAUCAAGGCUUUCAAAUCGGCUGAAUACCUUGAUGCCUUUCGGUACAUGCAACAGGGUGCACACCUAGGUAAAAUUGUUGUCUCAAUGCGGGACUUCCCAGCUCGCGUCAUUCUGGGUGAAUCUGUUCGGCAGCGCAGAAAAGAGACUCGCUUCGAUGAAUCAGGUGCUUAUCUGCUUGCUGGCGGUCUUGGAGGUCUUGGUCGCUCAAUCUCUACGUGGAUGGUAGAAAAUGGGGCUCGUCAUUUGAUCUACCUAUCACGAAGCGCAGGGACAACCGAAAACCAUGAAGACUUUUCCCAAGAGCUCGCCAGUACGGGUUGCCGUGUCGACUUUGUUCAAGGCAGUGUUUCCAACCUUGAAGACGUAACGCGGGCUGUUUCCCAGGCUCAAGGGCAGCUCAAGGGUAUCUUGCAAAUGUCCAUGGUGCUUUCGGAUCAGAGCUUUGGUCGCAUGACAAUCAAGGAAUGGAGUACUGCUGUUGAUCCUAAAGUCAAGGGAACUUGGAACCUCCAUACUGCUUCCCUGUCCGUACAUGCGGACCUUGACUUCUUCAUUCUUUUCAGUUCUAUCUCCGGUAUCAUUGGACAGCCUGGCCAAGCCAACUAUGCUGGUGCCAACAGUUUCCUAGAUGCAUUUGCAGAAUACCGCUUGGGCUUGGGCCUGCCGGCUAGCGCCAUUCAAAUCGGUGCCGUUGAUGGAGUUGGCUACCUUGCAGAGCACGAUUCGCUCAUGCAAAAGCUUAAAGGUGGUGGGUUAGAUGUUUCCGUCUCAGAGGGUGAGCUCCUUGAGGCCAUUGAGGCAGCCAUGACAUCGAGAUUCAUCAUGUUGCGGCCUGCCAUCAAAGGCAGCUUCAGUAUUGGACUUCGCAGCAGCAUUCCACUGAACAGUCCUGCGAAUCGUGCUCUGUGGAAGAAAGACAUUCGCAUGGCAUCCUUCCACAACAGUGGAGAUACUGAUACCGUAUCUGGUUCUGCUUCCAACGAUCACCUGAAAUGCUUCAUCGCAGCCGCAAAGUCCGACGCCUCCACACUGGACCAGCCUGCUUCCGUUCACCUUCUUGCCACGGAGAUUGGCAAAAGGAUCUUCAGGUUUUUGUUGAAGCCAGAAGAGGACCUUCAGAUAACCUGUAGUCUUUCUGAUCUAGGAAUGGAUUCUCUCGUGGCUAUCGAGGUUAGACAGUGGUGGAAAACAACAUUCGAAUUUGACAUCAGCGUUCUUGAAAUGAUGGGAAUGGGAACCCUUCAAGCUCUUGGGGCUCACGCUGCUCGCGGUAUGCUGAAAUCUUUCCACGGUGUGGAGAAUUGA
Penicillium soppii is the source of this 7554-nucleotide messenger RNA. Its product is annotated as type I polyketide synthase. The record is from RefSeq and is a predicted model, not a curated record. Gene Ontology annotation, molecular function: phosphopantetheine binding; fatty acid synthase activity; oxidoreductase activity. Gene Ontology annotation, biological process: secondary metabolite biosynthetic process; fatty acid biosynthetic process. Lineage: Eukaryota; Fungi; Ascomycota; Eurotiomycetes; Eurotiales; Aspergillaceae. Bases 1 to 7554 code for a protein of 2517 amino acids. The transcript is spliced from 4 exons.